Messenger RNA from Kluyveromyces marxianus DMKU3-1042, 327 nucleotides. It is a transcript of the gene DMO2, whose product is annotated as Dmo2p. NCBI's taxonomy places the organism in Eukaryota, Fungi, Ascomycota, Saccharomycetes, Saccharomycetales, Saccharomycetaceae. The transcript has a single exon. The coding region runs from base 1 to 327 and encodes 108 amino acids. The record is from RefSeq and is a predicted model, not a curated record.
AUGUCCAGCAAUAUUACUAGUCUGUUUAAUCCACCCCCACAGAGAGAAUUAUCUGAAAAUGAGACCAAAGAUUGUGUACCAUGUCAAAUAAUGGCUACUCUAUUCUCACUUGGUUUUGGUGGGUACUUGGCUAGUGGGAAACCUUUCCAAUAUAGUGAGGUGGAGAAGAAGAAGGGAGUGACUAUGGAGGAGUUUAUUAAACGGAAUCCCAAAUGGUGGGUUUCGUCGGCUAGAGCUUUUGGCGGAGCUUUAAUAGCGUUUGGAUUUGUAAGAGGGACCGAGGGAUGGUUGUGGAAUAAGGACAAGACGUAUAAGACGUAUAAAUAA